Topomyia yanbarensis is the source of this 1632-nucleotide messenger RNA. It is a transcript of the gene dare, whose product is annotated as NADPH:adrenodoxin oxidoreductase, mitochondrial. Lineage: Eukaryota; Metazoa; Arthropoda; Insecta; Diptera; Culicidae. Gene Ontology annotation, cellular component: mitochondrion. The transcript is spliced from 6 exons. The coding region runs from base 173 to 1618 and encodes 481 amino acids. The record is from RefSeq and is a predicted model, not a curated record. Gene Ontology annotation, biological process: ubiquinone biosynthetic process.
CAUGACAGAUGAGUCGAAAGCUACACGAUAGCAUAAAAAAUGUAAAUAAAAUGCGACACGUACAAACAUUUCACUGAAAAGAGUGUUAUAUUCAAACAGCGCAGGUAAAGUUUUAAAUGUUAAUUCAAAACUAUAUACUACCUCUCGGCGAAGCUAGAAAACAAGUGGAAUCAUGCAGCAUACCACACAAGUGCUCAAACUUCUUAAAACAGGAUCUAGGCUACAGCGAGUUGCCAGCUCAUCUGCCACGGUACAGAAGCGUAUCUGUAUCAUUGGAGCAGGACCUGCUGGUUUUUACGCCGCACAGUACAUCCUUAAGCAUUUGGAUGAUUCUCAGAUCGAUAUCGUAGAUAAACUACCGGUACCCUUUGGACUUGUUAGGUUUGGUGUAGCACCCGACCACCCUGAGGUUAAGAAUGUCAUCAAUACUUUCACGAAGACUGCCGAAAAUUCGCGAGUACGGUUCAUUGGAAAUUUAUCACUUGGAACCGAUUUUACCGUUGAAGAAUUGCGGGCAAAAUAUCAUGCUGUUUUGCUGACAUACGGAGCAGAGAAAGACAGAAAGUUAAAUAUACCGAACGAAACAUUACGAAAUGUGAUAUCAGCGCGAGAAUUCGUGGCCUGGUACAAUGGUCUUCCUGGCUUCGAGAAUUUUAGUCCAGAUUUAAGUGGUAAUACACUCACUAUAUUAGGGCAGGGUAAUGUCGCUAUGGAUGUAGCUCGAAUUGUCCUAUCUUCAGUAGACGAACUUAAAAAAACGGAUAUAACUGAGUAUGCAUUGGAAGCGCUUUCACGAAGUAAAAUAAAAAAAGUUCUGCUUGUGGGACGACGUGGUCCGUUGCAGGCAGCCUUCACAAUUAAAGAGUUGAGAGAGAUGCUCAAACUACCCAACUGUUGCACUACUUGGAGGAUGAAUGAUUUUCGAAAUGUAGCGGAAGCAUUACCCGAACUUCAACGACCGAAGAAGCGUAUAACGGAACUCAUGUUAAAAAGCUUGUCAGAACAGUCAACUUCUCCAAGCUCAGUUGGUAGUUUCCUUCCAAUAUUCUACCGAUCUCCAGUGAAAGUCAUUGGCAGUGAUCGUGUCCAUUCGGUAGAAUACACUAUCAACAAUUUAGUCGAUAACAGAGCUGUUCCCACGGGUCAAAAAGAAUCAAUUGAAACGGAUCUUGUUUGCCGCAGUAUCGGGUAUAUAUCUACGAAUGUUGAUAAGGACCUUAAUUUUGAUGAUCACAAGGGAUGCAUUUCUAAUGUGGCAGGUCGUGUUCUCAAAAAAUCACUCACCGGCAGCGACCAGACUAUCGAUGAUAUUGAGGACAAGUUCGAAAAGGGAUUGUACACAUCGGGAUGGUUGGCAACCGGUCCCACCGGUGUUAUCUUGUCAACUAUGAAUAACUCGUUCGGCGUAGCUGACCUGAUCUGUAAGGAUUUCCAUAACAAUGUGGUUCGAGUGACGGAAGCAAAACCCGGCUUGGAACUAGCGGGGCGUCAAGUGGUUAGUUGGAAUGGAUGGAAAGCAAUUGACAAGGAAGAACGCCGGAGGGGAGCGGAUAGGGGUAAACCAAGGGAAAAGGUCGUUCGUUUGGACGAAAUGCUACGGAUAGCAGAAGGAAAGUAAUCUCUGUAGCAGUA